Ruditapes philippinarum (Manila clam) is the source of this 516-nucleotide messenger RNA. Its product is annotated as superkiller complex protein 3-like. Lineage: Eukaryota; Metazoa; Mollusca; Bivalvia; Venerida; Veneridae. Gene Ontology annotation, cellular component: Ski complex. The record is from RefSeq and is a predicted model, not a curated record. Gene Ontology annotation, molecular function: protein binding. The coding region runs from base 58 to 507 and encodes 149 amino acids. The transcript has 5 exons.
UGUAUCUAGGUCAUUACUACAGGGCCAGGAAGCAGAUGACAGUUCAAGGUCACGUAAAUGUUACCCAGAAAGCAUUUGACCUUGACCCUAACAAUGACGAGGCGGGGGAAGGCACUGUGUGAUAUUCUGAACCAACUGGGAGAAGAGGAGCUAGCACAUACAAUUCUGACAAAUGUAACAACAAGAGCAAGUGCUGGCUGUGCUAAAUGGGCGUGGUUACGUCUAGGUUUGUACCAAGUGAAACAUGAGGAUCCCUCUAUAGCUAUUGCAUCUUUCCAGUCUGCAUUGAGAGCUGACCCUAAAGACAAUCAUGUAUGGGAAUGUCUCGGGGAAGCUUACCUAGCUAGAGGAAGUUUAACAGCAUCGUUGAAAGCUUUCACCAGAGCAUCAGAGUUAUGUCCUGAUUCCAUGUACUGUUUAUUUCAAAUGGCGUCUAUAAAGCAGACAUUGGGUACAUAUACAGAAGCUAUAGAGGAAUACAAGAUUAAUAUUAGAGAAGUCACCUAACUAUGUUCC